This is a messenger RNA of Doryrhamphus excisus (bluestripe pipefish), 2197 nucleotides long. It is a transcript of the gene mknk1, whose product is annotated as MAPK interacting serine/threonine kinase 1. Gene Ontology annotation, molecular function: ATP binding; protein kinase activity. The record is from RefSeq and is a predicted model, not a curated record. Gene Ontology annotation, biological process: protein phosphorylation. NCBI's taxonomy places the organism in Eukaryota, Metazoa, Chordata, Actinopteri, Syngnathiformes, Syngnathidae.
CAAACCAAUGACAGAAGAGCAUACAUAAAGUGGGCGUGGUAUGUGGUGUUGAUGUGUUUUCCCGCUUGGGCGAACCGGUGGAUUUUAAGAUAGCAUGGAAGUUGACAUCAGCAGUCGGCGGCUCUGACAGGGGAAGAUUCGGCCAGUUUGGAGAGUGUUCAAUUGGAAGAUAUGGUGAGACACAGCAUGAUGACGGAGAUGCAAGCCAUCCAACACUCACUCCAGGGUAAGUCCCUGGCUGUGGGCCAAGUAGAGCAGCAGAAUGGUAUGACUUCAGAGGACAGGCAGCACCAUGCUCAAGUCCAAGCAGUUGAGCCCAGCCAGCCUUUGAACAUCCCAGAUGCCCUGAAACGAAAGAAGAAGAAAAGAUCAAGAGCGACAGACAGCUCCACUGGCACUUUUGACGACCUCUACAAGCUGACUAAUGAAGUUCUUGGUCAGGGGGCCUACGCGAAAGUCCAAGGAUGUGUAAGCCUGAAGAAUGGGCAGGAGUAUGCUGUGAAGAUCAUUGAAAAGAGUGCAGGACACAGCCGCAGCAGAGUCUUUCGAGAAGUGGAGACACUCUACCAAUGUCAAGGAAACAAGAACAUUUUGGAAUUGAUAGAAUUCUUUGAAGAUCACACCUGCUUUUAUUUGGUGUUUGAAAAGCUGCGAGGAGGGUCCAUUCUUACACACAUCCAGAACAGAAAGCACUUUGAUGAGCUGGAGGCGAGCAGGGUAGUACGUGACAUCGCCCAAGCUCUUGACUUUUUACACACAAAGGGUAUUGCUCACAGAGACCUCAAACUGGAGAACAUCCUUUGUGAAUGCAUUGAUCAAGUAUCACCAGUUAAGAUCUGUGACUUUGACCUGGGCAGUGGUGUGAAGCUCAGCAGUGCCUGCAUACCCAUAACCACUCCGGAACUCACGACGCCGUGUGGCUCUGCAGAAUACAUGGCUCCAGAAGUGGUGGAGGUGUUCACCGAUGAGGCGUCCUUCUAUGACAAGCGCUGCGACCUGUGGAGCCUCGGGGUCAUCCUCUACAUCCUAUUGAGUGGCAGCCCCCCCUUCACAGGCCACUGUGGCAGCGACUGCGGGUGGGACAGGGGGGAAACAUGCCGCACAUGUCAGAGUCACCUGUUCGAGAGCAUCCAGCAGGGCAAGUAUGAAUUUCCAGACAAGGACUGGGCACACAUCACAAGUACUGCAAAAGAUCUCAUCACCAAGCUGUUGGUGCGAGAUGCCAUGCAACGCCUCAGUGCGGCUCAGGUCCUAAUGCACCCGUGGGUGCAGGGAAAUGCACCAGAGAGAGGUCUUCCAACUCCUCAUACUCUACAGAGGAACAGCAGCACCAAAGACUUGAGUCAAUUUGCAGCAGAAGCCAUUGCCUUCCACAGGCAGCUGUCGCAGCACGACGAGCAGCAGGAGGACUCUGCUGUCGCAGUCGUUUGCUCCAUGAGGCUUUCCCCUCCGUCCAACUCCCGACUGGCACGUAGGAGGGCACAGUCCAACGCCCUGCGCACGAGAAACAACACAGUGGAUCUCACAGCCUGAAGGAGACACCCAGCAUCCUGUCAUCCUGGUUUUCUGAUCUCUUCUGUUUUUUGUGUUUUAACAGCCUCUUAUCUUAUCACUUGCCAGCACUUCCUCUUGGAAAACACGGGUAGAUUACUGACAUUCAGGAUGCAUGGAACACCAACCGUUUCUUUUCUGAAAGUACAUUUUCCCUACUUGAGACUUAAGAUUACCUUUGAUCCUUUAUUUUCUUGCAGCAAGAAUGAGCUUUUUAAUUUUUUUACUGUGCAUUUAUGAAACCUAUCCUUUUAUGUGAAGUGGAUGCAUGUUGCUCAAAUUAUUUGAUUUUUUUUAAAGCUAUGCUCAGAAAAGACAAGACAGUAUAGGUUGCGUUAAACUGAAAUGACCGGAAUGUGACCGGAAUCUUUUCUAUUACGAUGAGCUUUGACAGACACAAGCUACCUGUAGCACUGAUGUACUUUAAAUACUGUAGAAGCAAGCCUGCUUCAUUUUAGAAGGAUGUUACACUUGUAUAUCAUGAAUGCCAUUCAGUUAUGUUUCGAAGGGUGAAAGUCUUGGUGAGAGUCUUGUAGGCCCUCAGGUCUUUUUGUACCAAUGAAGUGAGACCAGUGUUUCAUUUUGGUUAAACCUAAUUCCACGUCCACCUUUUCUGUUUGCCAACUUAAAAUGGAAGACUCGUUUA